Molecule: messenger RNA, 1642 nt
Organism: Vitis riparia (riverbank grape)
Lineage: Eukaryota; Viridiplantae; Streptophyta; Magnoliopsida; Vitales; Vitaceae
Exons: 13
Coding region: 105-1364 (419 amino acids)
Source: RefSeq, a predicted model, not a curated record
CCCAAAUACCAGAACAGAAACGAACUGAACAAUUCAGAUUCAGAUUCAGAGAGAUUUUGUGAGGGCUACCCGCCUUGGAGAACAAGAGAUUGAAUUUUGAUGAGAUGGGGUGCAUGUUAUCAACGCUUAAGUAUUCCAGGGAAAAAAGGAGGAGGUCAAGAAAUGUUGGGGAGAUUGUUGUGUUUGUUCCCGGAUUGAGAACUCCUAAAGCUAUGGACUUCUCUGGACAACUUGGUGAUGGGUUGUCUAGGAGUUUGGUGGAGCGCCUAUCGGCUCUUAGGACUAGAAUUGUGGUGAUGGCCGGCGAAGAAGGAUUGGUGCCUGCAAAAUCAAGAAGAGUAGCCACAAGACAUGGAGGCUCGGCCAUGGCUGAUCUUCAGCAGGCUCUUGAAGAUUACCUCCCAGUUCUGCUGGGACUAGCUCAAAACGCACACCAGCUACAACAUAAAUUGCAAUUUGUUUGGAUAAAUCAGGAAGAUGACACAGAGGAGACGGCCAUGUCAAAUUGUUGGUAUGAAGUACUCUCGGUUUUGCACUUGAUGGCCAUGCUAUCCUUAUUGCAGGCUAACUUAUUGCUUCUUCCCAAAACACCUGCUGAUGGUUACCAGUCAACAUUAUCAGAAGAGAGCAGACGAGCUUCCAUCGAUAUUUUUCUCAAGGCAGCAGGAUAUUUAGAUUUUGCUAUCCAACAUGUUCUCCCUCAGUUCCCACCUGAACUCAGGAAAGAUCUACCAUUGGACCUGGCAGAAGGUGUGCUACGAGCUCUUUGCCUGCAAGCACUCAGUCAGGGUGUAGAUAUUCAACUUGGAAUGGCAAUUGAUAGUGUUAAAGCUACAACAGCAGUAAAGCGAAGGCUCGCAUGUGAGAUGGUAACAUAUUGGCAUCAGGCUCAACAAACCAUUACCGACUUUCCACUAGCAAAUGAAUGGGGGGAAAAGCAUAAGCUUUUUGUCACCUGGAAGUAUAUUGAAUCCAAGGUUGCUGCAUACUAUUAUCAUAGUUUAAUCCUUGAAGAGGGGAACAGUGAAAGAUCUCAUGCAAUGGCUGCAACCGCUCUACAAGCAGCAGAUGAAUUUCUCAGAGAGAGCAAGAAGGCCUGUGAGGCCUUCAAUGAGGCACCUCCUUUAUCAAGAAAUCCACCAGUUUGGGGGACGAUUAAAUACCUCCUAGAGAAGUUCCCCAAAGAUGCUUCAAGCAAGGUAAAAGAGAAGCAAGAUCCAUACAGUCAUGAAAGGAUCAUGCAGAUGGCUCCAGCAUUGCCAGAAUUUGCAUUGUCAUUGAAACCUGAUGAGUAUCGGUUUCCUCCGGUGGACCCAUCGUGGAACAAUGAGUUACAGGGAUCAAACUUGCCUUCAACCAGGUGAAAAGGCAUACAGCAACUCAGGCAAAUCAAGAGAAAAGCCUAGCUGGUUGCCUUCGACGAUCAGGAGCCAUUUUUUCAUCCUACCCUUAUAGAUAACUAGUCUGGGUAUAUCAGCAGACCGUAUGAAAAAUGCCUCCUAAAAAAAAUCGUUAAAUGUUCAUUUUCUUGGGUCCCCAAUUUCUACUAAUUUUCCUAGUUAUCAAUUCUUCUUCACUUCAGUAACUUCAAAAUGGUAAGGCUUAGGGAAUGAGUUUGACAAUGAAAGAGUAACUAGAAACA